UUUAAUUCUUUUUUAAUCGGAAAUCUGCUUUCUGUAGUGAUGAGAGUAUUCUCUGCCAAGUACGCCUUCCAUGUUGAGUUACGUACGAUUUACAACAUUAACACGCACCUCAUUGGAAACACGCAUUCCCUCUAAGAAGACAGAUCCCUUUCUAUAAGGCGUCUCUUCGGAUUCUCAGAGCUAGAAGCUUCCAAUUUCAAAAUACUACCAGUGUACCAGGCCCCACAGCACAGAGAGACAAACGCCAUCUCCAAAACCCUCGCUCCCCAUCGCCAUUAUCCAGACCAAGCCCCAAGCUCCGACCACCAGAACCGAGCCCAAAUGGCGGCCGCCUACAUGCUCAACGUUUUGUUUUCCUCCUCCCCGCCCCCGGUCCCGCGCCUCCACGCCGCCGCUACCACCGCCUCCUUCGCGCUGCCGCGCCGCGCAGUAGCCGCACCCGUCGUGCGCGCAGCGGCUGCCUCGUCCAAGUCCCCGGCGGCGGCGGCGGCGGCGGCGGCCCCGAAGAAGAAGAGGGCGACCGGCCUCACCCUGCCGAAGCCCGUGUCGCCGGCGCUGCAGGAAAUCGUGGGCGUUCCGGAGAUCCCCCGCACCGAGGCCCUCAAGCGCCUCUGGGCCUACAUCAAGCAGCACAACCUCCAGGAUCCUGUGGACAAGAAGGUGAUCGUUUGUGAUGAGAAGCUGAGGGUCCUGUUUGCUGGGCGGGAGCGUGUUGGAUUCCUUGAGAUCGCCAAGCUUCUCAACCCCCACUUUGUGAAGUGAGAAGCCUCUUGAUGGAGAUGAGUUAGCCUAGAUAGUUUCUACUGAUCUAGACUCUAGAGAGUGCGUUGGUUGAUUUUGGUGGCCUGAGUUAGCUCGACUUCGUAGGAUGCUCUAGCUCUUUGCAUACAAUGUUAGUGUGCCCCUGGUGGUAGUCACCUUAAUCAUUGGAUGUCCUUAUGCCUUGUAUGUUUUUGCUAUGGAUUGUUAUAAUGUGGAUUUAUUUUCAUCCAAUUGUAAAAUCAGCUUUUACAUUGUGGUCA
Molecule: messenger RNA, 1022 nt
Organism: Phragmites australis (common reed)
Lineage: Eukaryota; Viridiplantae; Streptophyta; Magnoliopsida; Poales; Poaceae
Product: upstream activation factor subunit UAF30
Exons: 2
Coding region: 322-762 (146 amino acids)
Cellular component (GO): nucleus
Source: RefSeq, a predicted model, not a curated record